Messenger RNA from Cryptotermes secundus, 1381 nucleotides. RefSeq lists its product as uncharacterized. The record is from RefSeq and is a predicted model, not a curated record. The coding region runs from base 535 to 870 and encodes 111 amino acids. The transcript is spliced from 2 exons. Lineage: Eukaryota; Metazoa; Arthropoda; Insecta; Blattodea; Kalotermitidae.
AGGUCAAGAAUGGUAGGGCUAUACCUCCACUACUCAAUAUGUCUUCAUGUCUCGGUGCUUAAUUAAGCACAGAACAACUUAAAAGUAGUCAGUAAAUUCAAAUGGGUGACAAGAAUGUCAUACAGAUGAGACUUAUAUCCAAUGAUAAAAGUAAAACCCAAAACUAACUGCUAGUUUAUGUGGUCACUGUAUCAUAACCUUCUUCCCUAGUUCAGUAUUUCUAAGAAAACAGCAGGCCAUGCAUUCAAUGGCUAAGUGCAUUAAUUAGUAAUUGAACUGUAUAAAUAUUUCAGUACUCAAUUGCGAAAAUGGUAUUCCCUCAGCAUUCACAAAUAAGUGUAAUUGCAUAAUGUUUAUCAUCUACCUAGCUGUGCAGAGAUGCUGCAAUGAGCUGUCCUUGAUAUUUGUGUUAUUUUCAAGUCUACUGCAUAAUACUUGUGUGUUAUUACAGACUCAACCUCGUAUUAUUAAACUUGACAAACAUUACCUUAUGACUACCCCAGUCAUACAAAACAACCAGAAGAACAGGGGACCAUGGCUGUAAUGAAACCCAAGCCUUGCUUUUAUACUGUACAAAGAUUCGUCAGGAUGAUAGGCUCAACAUCACUGCCAUAUGGCCCAAAAUGCAGCUGUACCAACACUACAUGCUGCAAAUGGUGUCUGGAAAACUCUCCCCAUCUUGAAAGAAGUUUCCAGGACAAUGACCCUGUGGUGGGACCCACUGAAAAUUUGGAAUUCCUUGCCAAUGUCACAAACGAUUUCAUCUUGGGCCUGUACAUCCUGCACACAUAUGCUGCAUCUGUGGACCAAUGGCGCCACCAAUGGUCAGGUGGUACCUGCAUAAUGCGAGGGAAUGGUGAUGGCUGCUGAUGGCAUCAAAAUGCCUUCCUUUAAAUAUUUCAUUUAUCUUCGGGAACAGAAAAAAAAAGUUAUUGGAGGUUAGAUCCGUGAAGAGGGAGGAUGUUCCUGCACAGUUAUUUGUUUACUAGCUAAAAAGCUCCCUCUCUCGUUGCUCUAAUUCAAGCUCUGACAUUCUUGCACUGGCAAACCAAAACAUACUCAAGACAAUAAUAGAUGCCACUCAAAAAGAGACUGCAAUAGGCCAACUACAACACAGCUGUGAAACGCUGAUAUGUCAACGUCAUCAAACCAUACUGGGGUUUCUGUCCACUGCUGCCACAGCACACACACAGUGGCGAGUUCGCCAACUUUAUUGUCAGAUCUCAUAGGCUGUCAACAAGUAAAGUUAUGCUUUCAGACAUAAAUAACCAUGAUCUUCCUGGAUUACAUCAUUGGUUAAAACACAAGCAGAGAUUAUGAAAACUGUGACAAGAAACCUGGGAUGUAGCAUGCAAAACAGCAGUCAUUUGGGUCAGGAAAA